Messenger RNA from Gryllus bimaculatus (two-spotted cricket), 1380 nucleotides. The record is from the annotation of a GenBank genome assembly. NCBI's taxonomy places the organism in Eukaryota, Metazoa, Arthropoda, Insecta, Orthoptera, Gryllidae.
AUGGGCGAGCUGAUCCGCCUGAAGGUGUCGGUGGCCGGGCGGCCGCUGCCGCGCGUCACGUGGCUGCACAACGGGGAGCCCCUUCCGUUCGGCGGCCGCUACGAGGUGACCAACACGGAGCGCGCGUCGGCGCUGAGGGUGUCGGAGGCGCGGCGCGCAGACCGCGGCGAGUACCAGGUGCGCGCCACCAGCCGCCUGGGCGAGGACGCCGCCGCCUUCCUCGUCACCGUCACAGAUCGACCCAUGCCACCUGGACGUGCAAAGGUGGUCGCUACCCAAGGUCGUGCAGUUAGCCUUGAAUGGACAGAACCCAAUGACGAUGGUGGCUGCAAGAUUGGAAAUUACAUUGUGGAGUACUACAGGAUUGGUUGGAACGUGUGGUUGAAAGCAGCCACUUGUCGCCAACUCUCUACAACUCUUGAAGAUCUGAUUGAGGGUUCUGAAUAUAAAUUUCGAGUGAAGGCAGAAAACCCUUAUGGGGUUAGCGACCCUAGUGAUGAGUCUGAAAUUGUGUUCAUCCCCGAUCCAAGGCGUGGCCUGAUGGAACCUCCAGCUCGCAAGAAAGGUUCAGACGGCCCCCUCUCCAACAAGGCCGCCACUCUGCCUCUAGCGGACGGCGACAAGCGCAAGGUAGCGGCCAAGAGCCCGGACCGGCGGCUCGUCCGGAGCAAAGAGUGGGAGGCGGUGGACAGGCCUCUGCCCGUCAUCUCCUUCGAGCGCGUCGAGGUGGGCGCGGGCGACGACCGGCCGCCGCCCGUGCCUCCGAAGACGCUCCGCCGCGCCGCGCUGCCGCAGCCGCAGCCGCAGCCGCAGCCGCCCGCGCGCCAGAGGGCCGGGCCCAGGGGCAGCGGCGACGCGCGCCUCCUCCACCCCACCUCGCCCCUGCUGCCCCGCGAGGAGGACGACUCCAUCAUGCACGGCAGCUCCGAGCUCAUGCUCGUGCUGCUGCCGCAGUCCUCGCUGGACGGCGAUGGAGGGCGGGAUGAAGAGGACGAGGAAGGAGGAAAAGGCCCCUCGCGGACCAUGCCGGACUUCGGGCAAGACUCGCUGCAAGAGUCGGUGGCGCCGCCGCUGUCGCUGUCGGCGCCGGAGCUGGGCUCGGGCGACGCGCUGCUGGGCAGCCCGCUGCGCAACGCCGUCAGCUCCACCGAGCUGCUGCACGAGCGCGCCAUGGCCCGCUUCUACCAGGCGGUGGCGGCGGAGGAGGCGCAGAAGGCGCUUGAGCGGCGCCGCUCCAUCGAGGCGCCCGCCCGCGCCGCCCACCGGCCGCGCGGCGCCUCGCUCGCCGACGAGGAGGAGAUCCGCCGCGUGCUGCGCCCCAGGCUGAACGUGCCGCCGGAGGAGCGCGAGCGAUCGCAGCAGCCUCCCGCCGAGGAGCAG